AUGGACCUUCUGCUGCCUAAUGGCUUGCCAUGGUCACUUCCACUGUGGUAUAUUGCCUCUGCUCCCAAGUAUGAGACUCUGUUGCAAAAGCUCAUCGAGGAUGGUUUAGUGAGCUCUGAGCUGGUAGAGAGGUGCAGGUGGAUGUUUUCCCUGGCGUGGGCACGCAGGAGGAGGGCAACGGUGCUAAUGAGGUGGGAUGACAUGUUCGCUGUGUCUCUUGAUGCGAAGUGUACGAAGCUAUGGAUAACAGGGGAGAAGGCGAAGAAAGAGAUAUCGUUACGGGCGGAGGGGAUUUUAGGGAGGUAUGCGGGAGGCUCGACAGGCUGUGUACAUGCCCGGAUCGAGCAUGAUCCAGUCCACAAAGUGGAUGUGGUAAAUGUGUUCAAGGUGGACACUGGUGGCACUAGAGGGCGUCAUCGACUCCAUCGAUGUUGUUACAGACCACAAGAAUCUUGA
Messenger RNA from Guyanagaster necrorhizus, 456 nucleotides. RefSeq lists its product as uncharacterized. Bases 1 to 456 code for a protein of 151 amino acids. The transcript is spliced from 2 exons. Lineage: Eukaryota; Fungi; Basidiomycota; Agaricomycetes; Agaricales; Physalacriaceae. The record is from RefSeq and is a predicted model, not a curated record.